Exophiala aquamarina CBS 119918 is the source of this 3120-nucleotide messenger RNA. RefSeq lists its product as uncharacterized. Gene Ontology annotation, molecular function: RNA polymerase II cis-regulatory region sequence-specific DNA binding; zinc ion binding; DNA-binding transcription factor activity, RNA polymerase II-specific. The transcript has 2 exons. Bases 1 to 3120 code for a protein of 1039 amino acids. Gene Ontology annotation, biological process: DNA-templated transcription; regulation of transcription by RNA polymerase II. The record is from RefSeq and is a predicted model, not a curated record. NCBI's taxonomy places the organism in Eukaryota, Fungi, Ascomycota, Eurotiomycetes, Chaetothyriales, Herpotrichiellaceae. Gene Ontology annotation, cellular component: chromatin.
AUGCAACGCGAAAACUCCAGGCAUCUUCAAGGUCUAGUUCACACCUUCGCUGCAAAUCCCACCGUCGACAGCCACUCCAACGCCAACAAGGACGCCGAAAAGCGACCCAAAAAGCGCCACAGAGGUGGUAACGGAAAACGGUUUCGUUGUGGGCAUGAAGACUGUGGCAAAACCUACUCUCGCGCCGAACACCUCCAAAGGCAUCAGCUAAAUCAUGACCCCAAGGAAAUAUUCUACUGUGGCACCCUUGGCUGCAGCCUCUCUUUUGUGCGUAAGGACUUGUGCGAUCGACAUAGGAAGCGCCACAGCCAGCAAUUCUUGGAUCAGCAACCGGCUGGUCCAGACGAUGAUCCGACUUCGUCUCACAGGAUUGAUCAAGGCUUUGAUGAUGAGGAUGAUGAUGAUGACAGCGACUCUGGCAGCAAUUCAGAUGAGAAUAGCACCCCUACAAGUCAGUCAGAUUGCAACCAACCAGUCACGGCAGGAGACGAGAACAAGAAAAGAUCGUUGAUAGAUGAGCACGAUGCCUCGCGUUAUCAAUCGAUCCGAGACCGUUUCUCUGGCUUUCCUGAACACAAAGAUUCGCCCGUCCCAAACCGCGACCUGCUUCCACCAGGGAGGCCAGAGAGCGCUUUUCAUUCAGAAUUAUCCACCAACAAUGAGGAAUUACAGAGAGCCGUAGCAGAUGCAAAUGAAUACCUGGCCCAGCCCGAUUCAACACAGAACUUUCCACAAUUGACACGGUAUCAAAGUAAUGUUUCGGCUGAUAUGCUACUAUCCCAUUCGGACCAAAACGCCUCUGAUCCCACCAAGAUCUCGCCAUAUAACAACUUGGGCGAUUUUCCAGCCGCAUUUCAAAGACAUCAUUCAGUCUCUACCCACGCCGAUGGGUUUGACAUUGGCUCACCUACCCUAGUUCGUCAGGUUCCCGGGAUUGCUGCGUUUGGAGGUUCUGUCAACAGCUUCGAGGUACCAUUCUCGGCGUCAAGGCUAGAAGAUCAGACCUUUGGCAUUUCUCCGUCUGCGGGCACGGAUGAAUUUACCUCUUGGUUGUUCGACCAGAAUGGAGGCGUUUACAAUGGUCAAUCCAAUGGCGAGGUUGCAUUCUCCAACAUCUACCAACCUAAUGUGUUUGGUCAGGUCUAUUCCAAUUACUUCUCCACGCCUGAGAUCGAAAUCCCGUUCACAAAUACAUUGACCCAAUCACUAGGCCCUAACAAACCACAUGAGUCGAUUGCUUCGAUAGAAACGCCUUUUAUCGCAAGCUGGAAGAGGCAAACUAUCCUGGAGAUCAUGCAGCAGCGUUUCUCUGGAAGUGGAAGCUCUGGUUUUUAUGAUCGGUCUAUUAAACAGCAGAUCUUCGAGGGCAAUGUGGAUGAUGAUGACCACGUUUUAAGCCUCUCUUCCCUUCAUCGUUACAUCGAUAACUACUGGAAGAACUUCCAUGACCAAUUUCCAAUACUUCAUCAGCCAUCCUUUCUGCCAAACUUUGUCCAUGAUUACCUUCUCCUUGCUGUGGUUGUAAUGGGCGCAUCUCUACUAAAUCGAUAUGAGUAUGGCACGGAAUUUGCUGACAGAGCCGCACAACUAGCAAAUUUCAUCGCUUGGAACCUCCGUUGGCAAGUUUUCACAGAUCCUGACUCUUGUCCUCCGGCCAAGCUCUGGGUAUUGCAGACUCUUGCUAUCUUAGAGGUCUACGAGAAGACUAAUUCAACUAGGGCACUUCACGAACGUGCUCAUGUUCACUUUGCUGCGACCUUGACACUGAUGCGAAGAGGUAGUGCUCUCGUAGGUGAGUCCACUCCACCAGCCUUACGAAUGGGUAUUCCUGGUGAAGGCACCCAAGUACUUCGACAAGGCCAGGAAUUGCCGCCCUUGGCCGAGAAAUGGUGGACUCAAUGGAUUGCUCAAGAAGCCACACGCCGAGCAGCGUUUGGCGCAUUCCUACUAGACUCUAUGCAUGCUGUGAUGUUUGGACACGCAGCUACUAUGGUCAUUCAUGAAAUACAACUUCCACUACCCUGCGAUGACACCUUGUGGUCUGCUCCAACCUCGUCUGAAGUUGGUCGUAUCGAGUUCAGCCUUUACACAAACGGGAUCAAGCCGCUGACAUUUCUCAACGGCCUGAAACGAACAUUGAGUUGCCGGCGAGUGCGGACCAACCCAUUUGGGCGCAUCGUACUCAUGGCUGGGCUGUUAUCUGUGUCAUGGCAUAUGCACCAGAGAGAUCUAUAUGGGAAGAGCCUUGACAAGGACAACAUGGGAGUCCCAGAAGGAUGGAAAGCGCAGAUUGUGAAAGCACUGGAAUGGUGGAAGAAGGAUUUUGACGAAAGCCUUGCAUAUAUGAGGAGAUCUGGCAUCGACGUCCACAAAACGGGCUUCACGCAAGCACAUCUGCAUACAUCUGACUCUCUAGCCACGGUUUUAUACCACCUCGGCCACAUUGGCGUACAAGUUGAUAUGCCCGAUUUAUGCAUAUUAGCCGGAGCCAAGAUCUUACUUGGUCGAGUGAUUACGAUGUCUGACCGCGAACGUGUGCACAUCAAGAUGAAAACUUGGGCCACUUCUGCUGCGGCAAGGCAUGCAGUUCAUUAUAGCAUCCGAUUCAUUUGCUCCAUACUGCUACAAGACGUGAAGCGCAAAAAGUCUGAGCAUAAAAUUCAUGAGGGGCCCUGUGCAGAGAGCAUGGAGGGUCACUCAAUAUAUUCCUAUAGCGCCUCCGCCGAUUUCUUGUUGCCUAGGCCCUGGGUUCUCUACUUUUCCACGCUUGUGGUAUGGGCUUAUGGAUUCCUUUUGGAUGGACAGCUCCAGCCGUUUCCUGACAAUUUGGAAUAUCCCGCGAUUGCUACAAGACACGCAGUGCGCCUUGAAAACCCGAAGUCACCCCAGGUGGAGCCGCUGAAGGAAAGAGAGCAGGAUGCAAAAGCAUACCUGAAAGUAAUGACAAGAUUUGAUUCUCCUGCUGGGUUGGACAAGAUAACGAUGGGCCGGAACAGAAUCAUUGGCCUCAUCAGCGUUGUAUCAAAAGUCCUGGAGGGCUCGAAGUGGGAAUUGUUGAAUGAGGCCCGCGAUAGGCUUCAUGGAGCUGCAGAGGCGUUGAGACCUGUUCCCCCAGUUUGA